GCUUUGUUUUUCUCAAGCAAGUGAAUGAAUUGCCGUGCCACUGCAAGGAUACCAGCAAAGCAGUUAAUAUCCUCAUCGACACUGGAACAACAAAUAACGAUUUAAGCUCUAAAUGCAAUAUCGUUUCAGAUAUGGAGGACGAAAUGAAUUUAGAAAUUGAAACUCCAAAAAACAAGCGGGUGCGGAAAAUAAAAGUGAAAUGGACAGCGGAAGAGACCGAGCGGCUGAUCCAAGAAGUAGAGUCCAGGGAAGGUACAUGGAAUUUUCUUUCCCAUGACUAUAGAGACCGAAAUUUGCGAGAGGCUCAGUGGCAUGAAGUAGCGGACAUAUUAAAUAUGCCACGUUCAGAAGUAGCAGCCAAAUGGAACAGCCUUCGCUGCUCUUUUCGCGCGGCCUUCAAACGAAAGACACAUACAAAAAGUGGUCAAGGUGCUGGAAGAACGCCUACAAUGAACCCACUUUAUAAUUCUCUAAAGUUCCUGGAGCCCACCUUGCGUGUUGAAACUAACACGACAACAAAUUUAAUUAAUGCAAACGUCGAGCUCAAAAAGAUGAUGAGUAUAUUCAAGUGGUGGAACGUGCACUGGAGACCCUCACAUCAGCUACCAAAAGUGACGCUUGGGAUGAUUUGGGAAAUUUUGGGUUAUCCAAUGGCCGAGAGUUGGCCCAAGAAUCUCCACAACUGGCCAAAGAAUUUAAGCGGGAUAUAUGUGAGUUGAUAUUCAAAUAUCAACAGAAUGUAGCUAGGUCAACAUAAUCACAUCUAUUUCAUCUACAUCUGAUAGUCGUUUGUACCUUUUUAUAUACAAUACUUUAAAUAAAACUGAACUAAAAAUAAUAAUUAUAAUUAUAAAAUAAAAGAUGACAUAUACUCGUAUAGAAAUGAAUUGAA
Bactrocera neohumeralis is the source of this 892-nucleotide messenger RNA. RefSeq lists its product as uncharacterized. Gene Ontology annotation, biological process: regulation of transcription by RNA polymerase II. NCBI's taxonomy places the organism in Eukaryota, Metazoa, Arthropoda, Insecta, Diptera, Tephritidae. Gene Ontology annotation, cellular component: nucleus; transcription regulator complex. The record is from RefSeq and is a predicted model, not a curated record. The transcript has 5 exons. The coding region runs from base 132 to 719 and encodes 195 amino acids.